AGCAGAAGGGGAAAAAACUCGUCGCGAAAUUCCCCGAUGCCGCCGCCGCCGCCGCCACCGCCGCCUUCCCCAACCUCCGCCGCACCCACCCCUCCGGCAUCCCCAUCCAAACCACCCCUGUGCCCGCGCCAGAUCGCGGCGCUAGUCCUGAACCACCCGUCCUCCACGCUGACCGCCGCGUCGGUGCGCUCUCUCUCGGCGUCCCUCCUCGCCGCCGCGCCCGCGCCCGCGCUCCCGAUCCCGACCCCCGUGGCCAACGCCGUCCUCAAGCUCCUGUGGCACCACGCCCCACGCGCCCUGCUCUUCUUCCACGCCCUGAUCCGCCUGCCCCCGCGGGCGCGCGAGCUCUCCCCGCGCACGGUCGAUCUCGCGCUCGACCUCGCCGCGCGCCUGCGCCACCCGCGCCAGCUCACGAGCUCCGUCCUCGCGCUCUUCCAGCGCCACGGGCUCGCCUUCACCCCGCGCACGUUCCCAAUCCUAUUCGAGAGAUUUGCGGUGUCGCACCGCCGCCCCGACAUCGCCGUCCGGCUCUUCCUCACGCUCCACCGCUCCCACGGCGUCGCGCAGGACCUCCCGUUGUUCAACUCCCUCCUCGACGCUCUAGUAAAGUCGCGGCAUGUGGGCAAGGCUGCUUCCCUCGUCCGUGCCCUCGAGCGGCGGUUCCCGCCUGACGCUGUCACGUUCAACAUCCUGGCCGACGGAUGGUGCAGCGUCAAGGACACCUCCCGUGCGCUCGACAUCCUGCUGCAGAUGGUCGAAUCAGGGAUUGCUCCAACGAAAGCCACAUAUAACAUUAUCCUCAAAGGCUUCUUCCGUUCUGGACAAUUGCGGCACGCAUGGGACUUCUUCCUUCAGAUGAAGAAGAGAGGCAUCAACGACGAGAACGGUAAGCCUGACGUCGUGUCGUACACUACCGUACUGCACGGGCUUGGUGUUGCCGGGCAGCUAGAAAAAGCUCGCAAAGUGUUCGAUGAAAUGUCUAAAGAAGGAUGCCCACCAUCAACGGCAACUUAUAAUGCAUUAAUUCAGGCUAUCUGUAAGAAGGGCAAUGUGGAGGAUGCUGUGGCAGUCUUUGAUGAUAUGGUUGGAAAAGGUUAUGUCCCAAAUGUAGUUACUUACACCGUCUUGAUCCGAGGCCUCUGCCACGCCAAGAAGAUUGACCGAGCUAUGAAGCUUUUGGAGAGGAUGAAGAGUGAAGGUUGCGAGCAUAACGUUCAGGCACACAAUGUCCUUAUAAGGUAUUCAUUCGAGGAAGGGGAAAUAGAGAAGGCAUUGGAUUUGUUCGAGAGAAUGAGCAAGGGGAUGGAGUGCUUGCCCAACCAAGACACAUAUAACAUCAUAAUAAGUGCAAUGUUUGUGCGUAAGAGGGCAGAGGACAUGGCAGUGGCUGCGAGGAUGGUGGUGGAUAUGGUUGAUAGAGGCUACUUGCCUAGAAGGUUUAUGUUCAAUCGUGUACUGAACGGAUUAAUGCUGACUGGGAAUCAAGAGCUUUCAAGGGAGCUCUUGAGGAUGCAGGAGAAAUAUGCACGCCUGCGACGAGAAAUAAGAUUGUAAUUGGCUUUGGUUUCUUGAAUGGUAUAUGCAUUCAGCAUCAUCAUUUUUUCAGCUUGGAUGACUGAAGAUCAGAAUCAAGGUGUAACCCUGGAGUACCCAGUCAGUUAAUGCUCCUGAUGUCCCAUGAUUUCUGAUCUCUUUCAUUUGGAACUGACACUUAACUGUAAGUGACUUUGGCGAUUCUUUCAGUAGCAGAUUGUCUUGUGGUAGUUUGAUCUCGUCUUACUAGAGUCUAGGAUAGUAUGAUGCUGCAAGUGUGUUACUGACCUGUGAGGAAGAAAAAUGUUUAUUCAUGCUUCAUGCCAAUUACUAGCAAAGCACAUUUUAGGUUUCAAAAAUAGAAUGGAUUUUCAAGCAUUCUGAUUACUAUUUUGGGUCAACUUGCCGACGAACAUCAAUAAGGUCGGAUCUCUAUUCAGGAUACUUGAACUUGCUUU
Setaria italica (foxtail millet) is the source of this 1991-nucleotide messenger RNA. Its product is annotated as pentatricopeptide repeat-containing protein At1g74900, mitochondrial. The coding region runs from base 37 to 1554 and encodes 505 amino acids. The record is from RefSeq and is a predicted model, not a curated record. Lineage: Eukaryota; Viridiplantae; Streptophyta; Magnoliopsida; Poales; Poaceae. The transcript has 2 exons. Gene Ontology annotation, molecular function: protein binding.